GAGAUAUAUGAUACAUGGAGAAUGUGCACAAUGCGAGAGAUAUAAUACUUCAGAAGCAUGGUGUCAGUCGUGUGAUCCUUUUAAAACUACUCAAGGAUGGACUAGUGGAAAUAGUGAAGUCGAUGGUUGCAUUAAAGAAUUUCAACUUAAAGCUACUGAAUAUGAUAAUAUAAUUGAAUGGAUUUCAUUUGAUAGGUUGUCCAACUUGCAAAAAAUUGGAGAAUCAAAAUUUCAGGCAUUAUGGUCAGAUGGAAUACGAAAGGUCAAAAAUAAUACACAAUCACGUACAUUAUCAUGUUCAGUCAAACUUAAGAAAUGUGGUGGUUUACAAGUUGAUGCAUUGGAAUUUAUAAGAUAUGAUAGUAAACAUAAAAUAUACGGAAUAACUCAAGAUACAACUGGUCAAUAUAUGAUUGUAUUUGAUGAUUUUUAUUCUAGAAGGAGUCGUGCACAUGGAAAAUGUUCACAAUGCGAGAGAUAUAAUACUUCAACAGCAUGGUGUCAGUCAUGUGAUACUUAUAAAAUUACUCAAGGAUGGACUAGUGGAAAUAAAUAUAUCGAUAAAUGCAUUACAGAAUUUCAGCUUAAAACUACUGAAUAUGAAGACGUAAUUGAGUGGAUUCCAUUCAAUAGGUUAUCCGAAUUUCGAAACAUUGGAGAAACAGAAUUUCAGGCAUUAUGGUUAGAUGGAGUACGGAAUAUUAAAAAUAGUACACAAUCACGUACGUUAUCUUGUUUAGUCGAACUUAAGAAAUUUGACAGUUUACAAGUUGAUACAUUAGAAUUUAUAAGAAAUGAUAGUAAACAUAAAGUAUGCGGAAUAACCCGGGAUAUAACUGGCCAAUAUAUGAUUGUAUAUGAUGAUUUUUAUUCUCUAAGGUAUAUGAUAUAUGAAGAACGUGCACAAUGCAAGAGAUAUAAUACUUCAAAAGCCUGGUGUCAGUCAUGUGAUCCUUUUAAAACUACUCAAGGAUGGACUAGUGGAAAUAAUGAAAUUGAUUAUUGCAUUAAAGAAUUUCAACUUAAGGCUACUGAAUAUGAGAAUAUAAUUGAAUGGAUUUCGUUUGAUAGGUUGUCUAACUUGCAAAAAAUUGGAGAAUCAAAAUUUCAGGCAUUAUGGUCAGAUGGAAUACGAAAUGUUAAAGAUAAUAAGCAGUCGCAGUUUAUAGAAAAACUUAAAAAACAUAUAAAAUUAAAGGAUAAUAAACAUAAAGUGCAUGGAAUAACUCAAGAUACGACAACUGGUCAAUAUAUGAUUGCAUUUGAUGAUUUUCAUUACAUAAGAAAUAAAUUAUAUAGCAAAUGUGCUCAAUGCAAUCGUUAUAACACUUCAUUUUCCUGGUGUCAACCAUGUGAUCCUUUUAAAAUAACUAAAGGAUGGACUAGUGGAAAUAAAGAUAUCGAUGGUUGCAUUAAAGAAUUUCAGCUUAAUGCUAUUAGACAUGAAGAUGUUAUUGAGUGGAUUCCUUUUAAUAGAUUAAUUAAUUUGCGCAAGAUUAGAGAGACAAGAUUUAUUGCAAUAUGGCUAGAUGGAAUACGAAAGGUCGAAAAUAAUGCAAAAUCACGUUCGUCUAUAGUAGAACUUAAGGAAUUAGACAAUCAUCAAACAAGCGCAUUAGAUUUUAUAAGAAAAUUUAAGAACCAGAAUAAAAAACAUAAAGUAUAUGGGAUAACUCAAGGUACCUCAGCACAAUAUAUGGUUGUAGUUAGUUUUAAUUUUACAGGAGAAGCAAGGUACGGAGCAUGCAGAUGGAGUGAACAUUAUAAUACUUCAAGAGCAUGGUGCCAAUUAUGUGAUCCUUUUAUAAUAACUCAAGAAUGGACAAGCGAAAGUACCGAUAUUGACAAUUGCAUUAAGGAGUUUCAAUCUAUAGCUACCGAGUAUGAUGAAGUGAUAGAAUGGAUUCCUUUUAAUAGAUUGAGUAAUAUACGAGAGAUCGGAAAAGGGAGAUUUGGAUGCAUUUAUUCCGCAAUCUGGUUAGACGGAAAACGAAAAAUCCUAAAUAACAACAAUGAAUUUAUACAAUCACGUACAGAACCUUAUACCGUCGCACUUAAAACCUUACCCGGUUCUCCAACAAGUUCUGCUGAUUUUUUAAGAGAAUUUAAAAGCCAUAUGCAAUGUAGGUUAAUGGGUAGUAGCCUAGAAGUAUAUGGGUUAACGAAAAAUACAACUACAAAUCAACAUAUGAUGGUUCUUCAAUAUGCCAAUAAUGGAACUCCCGAUUUCUAUGUCGAUUUUGCAAAACUAUGCAUGAAUUCUGAUCCACAAGAACGGCCUACAGCUAAAUAUAUUUUUUACCAGCUUGAAGAAUGGUAUAAUUUUAUGGAUGAAGAUAAUGAAAGUGAAAUGGAGCUUGAAUUUGAUGAAGUAGAAAUAAGUAAUAAAUUUUGGGAAUCUGAUGAAAUAGUUAAGCAGCUACCCGUAACUUUGCAGAAACAUCAAGAUGUCACAUAUACAAGUCAAUUUAUUGAUACUUAUGAUAUUUCUCAACGAUUCAGCAAAUUAGUUAAAAGCGUUAAUCUUUCUCAGCGGCAUGAUGAAUCAGUUAAUAUUAGCACAACGGGAUAA
This is a messenger RNA of Acaulospora morrowiae, 2572 nucleotides long. The record is from the annotation of a GenBank genome assembly. NCBI's taxonomy places the organism in Eukaryota, Fungi, Glomeromycota, Glomeromycetes, Diversisporales, Acaulosporaceae.